Orbicella faveolata is the source of this 2342-nucleotide messenger RNA. Its product is annotated as transforming growth factor beta regulator 1-like. Gene Ontology annotation, biological process: regulation of cell cycle; regulation of DNA-templated transcription. Gene Ontology annotation, cellular component: nucleus. The record is from RefSeq and is a predicted model, not a curated record. Lineage: Eukaryota; Metazoa; Cnidaria; Anthozoa; Scleractinia; Merulinidae.
AUGUGGCCAAAAUAACUCAAAAUACCGUGACUGAGCCCCUUUAAGAUUGCACUUAUGACUUGAAACCAUGUUUGAACUUGAACACAUGCGCGGAAUCAAACCCGAACCAAGAUUUUCUGGUUCUGUUUUGUUGAUUUUGUCCAGAGCGUUGGCCCUUUGGUCACUGCCGGCCGAAAGCGCCCUGGUUCUGACGAGAACAAAACCGCCCGUAAAGCUGCUUGCUUGCAUAAUCUCGAUACUACUUUUGACUGUAAUCCAUUCUGUGUGAUUCUAGUUUGAGAUGUGCCCUGAAGACGACCCAGAUCAUCCAAUCGUUGCAUCCUCUGCCACUGCUUGUCACUGCGUGGUCCUCAAGGCGGUCAAUAAGGCCAGAGGUAGGGAUGCUUCCAAUACUGGUUCGGGUCCAGAGUUUUUCGGUUUCUCUCAUCCAACCAUUCAGUACUUGAUUCAAAGCUUACCCGGGGCACGAAAAUGUACCAAGUACCAGUGGGUCAAGUUUGAAUUGCCUAAACCACAAAACAAACCAGGUAAAUCAACGACUACAGACCCAUCGGGUGUCGCUCAGGGGAUCCCCGCCGCUGUUGAUGAGGAUUCUAUUGCUAGCUUGGAGGAAGAAGAAGAACACUUGCCACCAGCGAUGCCGACACCUACUCCGACGCCGACGUUUCAUCCCUCGGCUCCGAUGGAUCACGAUGAAGAAAUGUUUAAAGAUACAGACAUGGGACCGCUGACUCUAGCAUCUACCUUCACUCCUAUGUCGUCUCCAGGCCUCUGCAGUCCUAGUCCCGACACACAGCUUGAUGGGUUAGAACACGAUAACGAAAUGGAUACCGGAAUGAAUCCGCUGAUGUCACCCACGCAAUCUGCCUUCCCGACAUCGCUUUCGGGCAUACCACUGUCUCCGACUGCCGCUGGACAAAGUUCGUUCGUAUUGCCGCCCACUUCGCCACUAUUCGGGAACAGCUCGGGUUUUCCGGGAACGGGGAUUCCGGACUCGCCUCCAAAAUAAAAUCGCAUGCGAUGCAUUUGUAAAGGAACUUCACUGGCGUUCUUGGGAUCUUGUUUGGACAUCCUCUGGUAUGUGCUAGUCGCCGUUUGUUGCGUCUUAAUCUUUACUGAAGACGUCUUAUUGUAGUGGAACAAUAUGGACUAGCAUUGCGAAUGUCUACGGUUAGCACUCAGGUUAUAAGGGGUAGGCAGGGAAGCCAGGACCCCCCGUGAUUUGCCGUGGAAUGGAGGUUCAACGAAACCGCGACUCUUGUCGUUUAAACUAUGAUGGCGGGAGACUUUCGACCUGGGAACCGAAAGCUGAAAAUUAUUGGAGCAAAAUAGUGAAACAGAAACUUUGUUUUGGUCAGGAUUCAGGGAGAAAUUGGCAAUCAAUGACAUGGUCGCUUCGUGACGUGUUCGUCGCUGGUUUAAACUGAAACGAACAGUUUUAAAGCAACUAGGUUAUGUUGAAGUCAUUCAGCAACAGACACAGCUUGCGUUCCUUGCAACUUUUGAGCGUUUUAUGGUCGAUGGACGUUAAGCUAACAGAAAAAAGCAAUUUCAGAUACCGGACAAAUGUUUCAUCUCGGUGUAGCUAAAACCCAGUGUUCUUUUCCACGUAAGAAUGUGCAAGAUGAAUACAAGAUGCAAAGUAUAUUUGAUAUGUCUAAAAUUUGAAACAGACAAGCAAAACAUAGUACACAUGCGUAUCUUUUGGUCUGACUGAAAGAACAUACACGAACUCUGGUAAAGUUCAACUUGUUAAUUCUGGAAUUACUUGUUGACAGUAUGAAAUCGGUUAUUAAAACAUUUUAUGUACGUUCUCAUGAAACGUCUUCUUGCUGCCAAAAAAACUGGCUUAUAAAGAACACCAGGAAUGAAUCGUUACUAUUCGUCGUGAAAUUGCUUCAAGUGCCAAAUUUGUUGUUUGGGUUUUCUUUUUGUAUUUGUUAAAAUCUUGAUUGGCAGAUUUAGACUGGGGACGUUUUGUGUAGGCAUACACCACCAACUAAUCAAGCUUAGCCUAUUGGGCAGCCGUCUUUGAUGUGAAUGGCGAGGGAAGACUGGGUGGAAACUCUCAAUUCUUGCCCUCUCCUCCCUGCUUUUCUUACCAUUCCCACUCUACCACAAUCGAAAUCAAAAUUGGCAUCUUUUAGUUGACUGUUUGCAAAUUUCUUUACUACCGACUGAAAUGUUGAUCAGACUGUUCUGACUGUAAGGUAAAGUUAAAUCCACAUACUAGCCAAGUAUCCCACCAGGCUGGAGCCUACCUCGGAUACUGUAGCAUGAAGCGACUACGAGUGUUUCUACUCCCCCCUGGAGGGGUUGCUAGUCCAUCGCAGGGUUACCCC